UUACCUUAAAUUAUUGCUUUAUUAUAUUUUAAUAAAGGUUAAUCACGUAUCGUUACUUGGAGAUUUGAAGAGCCUACGAGUUUUCCACUAUGGAGGAACUAAAUUCCCGAAUCCUUAUAAUGCUAUUGCCAAACUUUUGCCUGGAAUGCGUCUUGAUAUAUCCGCUAUGCCAUUAGGCAAUCGAGUUAAUUUCAACCUAUACAAGACAAACAACGACAUAGCUUUGCAUAUUUCUAUACGUUACUCCGAAGGCAUUAUUGUUCGCAAUUCAAUGAUAUCAAAUCAAUGGGGGGAUCAGGAAAUUGAAGGCAGUCUUCCAUUGGCAAAAAAUGAAAUUUUCGAUCUAACAAUAAUAAACGAACAAGCAAACUUUCUAAUCUUAUUUAACGGCAAAAAGUUUUGUAAUUUUGUGCAUCGUUCUCAGAAUUUUGAUAUUGAAACAUUAGAAGUUGAUGGAACUUUUGAAUUACAUACUGUUACAAUUAACAACGCACGUUAA
Molecule: messenger RNA, 499 nt
Organism: Meloidogyne enterolobii
Lineage: Eukaryota; Metazoa; Nematoda; Chromadorea; Rhabditida; Meloidogynidae
Source: the annotation of a GenBank genome assembly